Messenger RNA from Cercospora beticola, 2619 nucleotides. It is a transcript of the gene MKK2, whose product is annotated as dual-specificity mitogen-activated protein kinase kinase. Gene Ontology annotation, biological process: protein phosphorylation. Gene Ontology annotation, molecular function: protein kinase activity; ATP binding. Lineage: Eukaryota; Fungi; Ascomycota; Dothideomycetes; Mycosphaerellales; Mycosphaerellaceae. The record is from RefSeq and is a predicted model, not a curated record.
AUCGAGUGCAACAUUGCUAGAGAGCGCGGCUCAGCAAGGUCUUGGCAGAUAGUCCGGUGCAUGCUGAGGAGGGUCCUGUGGUGGCUAGCGCCUGGUGACUGCAGACGUGCCACAUGAAACACGCUCGAGCGAAGGCCACACCACCGCAGACAACUCACCACAUUUCCACGGCGCUGCUCCCACCGCCGACACUCCUCCCUCUCCACCGCUGCCCGAACGACGAAUCUCCGCCCACCAAGCUAGAGUUGCGGCAAUUUGACGGAGCACGGGAGCAUUGACGACCGCGAGACCACCUUAGCAGCCGUGGCCGAAGAGUGCUGGUGCACCGCAUAAACGAGACACGACACCGCACGCCGAAGCCCGCACCCACGUCAGCGGCGAGCAAGCAGCAUACACUCCUUGGACUCCCUCACACCACCUCCGCUCCUCAGCUCAGCACCGCAUCACAUACCAGAGCCCCGCUAUUAGGCUGUCAAGAGCGCCAACGAGCUCUCUUUGACGGCCGCCUUUGCCAAGACGCCCAUCGUGGCCGACAAUACCCAUCUCACCUCCCCGCCGGUGGAUCGCGCAGAUAUGGCGUCGCCGGCACCGCUUCUCCGCCCGCCCAUUCCAGGCGCUGGUCGUCAACAGGGCGGGAAUAAGCUCCCACGUCUCGGUCUAGCUAUUCCGGCCUCACCGAGUCAGCGACCCGUGAACAGCGCGGCCGCGCCGCCCAUGGCUGCCAACAAUGUACCACCGCUUGGCCUACAUAUCCCAUCGCGAGCACAGCCGCCCAAGCUGUCACUAGCAACUCCAAUGGGUACUGCACAUACACCGCAAGAGACUGCUCAAAGUAAACGAAGGCUACCGCCCCUACAAAUAGCUCCGGGCUUGUCUGCGAGUGGAGGUAGCAGUGAUGAGUCGGCACACAGCAGGACGAACAGCUUCGGCGCCAACACUACACAAAAUGGAUCCGUCUCGACGACGUCAUCGUAUUCGGCUCUAAAUUUUGUAGAAAUGCUAAGAAGUGAUGGAGAUCCAGUCUCAGCCUCUGGUUCAUUAUACAGCUCGAGUUCGGCACAUUCAGGCGGUGUGGGCAUGGAGCGAGAGGGGAGCACGCAAGGUCUACCCGAUCUGGAGAAGUUGAGCUUAGAAAAGGGGCGACCAUUGGAUGUAGAAGAUCUGGAUGAUGCAGGCUGGAAAGCUGCAAAGAAAGAAGGACGUAUCGUGGAAAUAGGCAGUCUCGGUGAAGGUGCUGGCGGCGCUGUGACGAGAUGUAUCCUCAAAGGUGGAAAGACAGUCUUUGCGCUGAAGAUCAUCACAACAGAUCCCAACCCAGAUGUGAAGAAACAGAUCGUGCGAGAACUCAGCUUCAACAAAUCCUGUGCUUCGGAACACAUCUGUCAAUACUACGGCGCCUUCAUGGACGACACGAGCGGCACCAUUGGCAUUUCAAUGGAGUUCUGUGAAGGUGGUUCUCUUGACAGCAUCUACCGCGAAGUGAAGAAACUUGGCGGCCGCACAGGCGAGAAGGUCCUUGGAAAGGUCGCCGAAGGCGUCCUCAACGGCCUGACGUACCUCCAUGGCCACCGCAUCAUCCAUCGCGACAUCAAACCCUCUAACAUCCUACUCACCCGCCAAGGACAAGUCAAACUUUGCGACUUUGGUGUGUCGGGAGAAUUCGGCACCAAAGGCGAUGCCAAUACUUUCAUCGGCACCAGUUACUACAUGGCACCCGAACGAAUAACAGGCCAGAGCUACACCAUCACAUCCGAUGUUUGGAGUCUGGGUGUGACAUUACUGGAAGUUGCACAACAUCGCUUCCCCUUCCCUGCCGACGGCACAGAAAUGAACCCUCGAGCAGGACUGAUCGAUCUGCUAACAUAUAUCGUCCGACAACCGAUUCCCAAACUCAAGGACGAGCCAGAAAAUAAGCUGCGGUGGAGUGAGAAUUUUAAGUACUUCAUUGAGUGCUGUUUGGAAAAAGACCCCAAUCGCCGCGCCACGCCUUGGCAUAUCACAAAACAUCCUUGGCUAGUCGAGAUGAAGUCCAAACGAGUCGAUAUGUCUCAAUUCUUGCGAACGGUGUGGGACUGGCAAGAUUAGAGAACGCAAUUCAAUCAAGGGAGCGAAUCUUCCGUUGGCUCCGUAAGCCCUCUAUUCUCUCACCUCUUGUCUCCACUGGAUAUUUGAAAACAGCGCCAUUCGGACUCGAUCAACUCUGGCGAGUUGUAGCCGGAUUCUCCCAGAGUUGCUGUAUUUUGGGGCUUCGAUACGGUACCACAAGACGUCCUCAGGGGGCGCUUCGUUGGAAGAUUGAGAGACAAAGCUCUGGAGAAGCAAAGGGAGGGAAAAUUCCAGGACUGGCUUUUACAGCUUUCGUUCUAUUUUGUGUUUUUGAGUAACCAGCAUGCAUGCAUCAGCGAAGCGAGAUCACGAAGGUUGAAAGAAAGAAGAGCCAAGAGUAGUGCAGCGGCAUUCGACGAUCAUCAUUUCUUGCAUAUGGCGAAUGUUGUGUGGAUAACCUUCGCAGUAUCUCCUGCUUGUACUAGCGGAAUUGAAAUGGAAAUGAGAAAGAUGUAUCCGGAAUGCUCCCUAACCCCGUUGAUCUCAUUCUUAGCAUGAUGUGCGAAACGUGUG